This is a messenger RNA of Telopea speciosissima, 3535 nucleotides long. RefSeq names its product auxilin-related protein 2-like. Gene Ontology annotation, biological process: clathrin coat disassembly; clathrin-dependent endocytosis. Gene Ontology annotation, cellular component: vesicle; intracellular membrane-bounded organelle; cytoplasm. The transcript has 9 exons. Bases 112 to 3039 code for a protein of 975 amino acids. Lineage: Eukaryota; Viridiplantae; Streptophyta; Magnoliopsida; Proteales; Proteaceae. Gene Ontology annotation, molecular function: clathrin binding. The record is from RefSeq and is a predicted model, not a curated record.
CACAUUUCUUACUUCUCUUUAAAUUAACUUCGAACCUCAAAAACCCUUUGCUUUGGAUCAUAUCUUUCUAGUUCAAUUACGCCCAGAUCUGGGAAACUAAAUUGACGAAAUAUGGAUGAGUUUCCUGGUCUGUUGGCGAGGGAUUUUGGGUUCAGGCCUCAAGGCAAAUCGGCUCCCAUGGCGGCAUCGAAGGGUGCCGGUGGCCUUAAUAGUUCUGGAAACCUUAAUGUCGGGAUCGGACCAGGGGGAGACUCUAGAUCCGCUUCAUUGUCGUCUAACCGUUCGAAAUCGGGCUGGAAUUCCAAUUCAGUUGGUGGGUCUUUCCUUGACGAUCACGACGGGCUCUUUGGUUCCGCUGCGACUCGGAAAACCCAGGGUUAUGGAGAUGGUGGUUACGACGAUGUAUUUGGUGGCCCUCCUAAGUAUGAUAAUCGAACGGAGACUCGUGGUGGUGGUGGUGGUGCUUCUUCAGCCUCUUCUUUCGACUAUGAUUCAAUAUUUCAAGGGUCGAAGGAUUCGGGUGCAAAGGUUUCGUCUUUGCCUGUUUUUGAUAAGCCUAAAUAUGAUGACGACGGCGAUAUAUUUCAUGGGUUGCCUGGUAUGAAGGGCUCUUCUGCUGCUGUAAAUAAUGAUGAUGUGUUCGCGUCGAUCGCUUCGCCUCCGAAACAAACUGUUCCAUUCGAUGAUUUGUUAGGGAGUUUUAGACGGAAGGAGCCGGAUUCUAAGGGUUCUAGCGGAAGGAGAUCGGAAGAAGUCGUGAAGGAUGCAUCUAAUUUUGAUGAUUUAAUACCUGGUUUUGGUGGGAUCAGUCCUCCAAAGAAUAGAGCAACUUCAGAGACAAAUCAGCCUCAGCAGUCUACUGUUCCUUCAUCUAAAUCAACUGCCAGCAUGAUGGAUGAUCCCUUUGUAGUCUUGGGAUCAACUUCUUCACCAGUCUACCCAUCCUCAAGCAUGUUUACUGAUCCUUUGGAGCAAAUGAGUAAGCCCAGUAAUUCUGGAAGUGCAAAAUUUGAAGGUUCAGCACGUAGUGGGAUGGCAUUAGAUGAUAUAGAUCCUCUUGAUAGCCUGGGGAAAUCUGUGCCCAUGUUUUCACCUGAGAUGAAUAACAGAGGGAGGGAAAAAAGCCCUUUAAGGACAGGUAACACAGAUGCUUCUGCUGGCAAAGAGUCAAAUGGGAAAUCUUCUGUAAGGAUGUCUGAGGACACCUCACAGAAGAAGGUACCUGUUGACAAUUAUCGGGAAUCUCAUCAAACCCUCUUUGACAUUCCCAGUGUUUCAUCAAAUUCUAAUAAACCUGCUGGUCAUGCUGGUUCUCACACUUCUUUUGUAAAUGCCGAUUCUAAUGAGACAACCUCUCGGGUAGACAGGUCUCCGAAAUCUGAAAAAAUUUGGGAAGGAGCUGAUGAUGUAUGGUUGACUGUCUCUGAGAUCCCUCUUUUCACACAACCUACAAGUGCUCCACCACCUUCAAGACCUCCUCCUCCUAAACCAGCACAAGUUUUUAAAGGAGAUAAAGGUUCUGUUGCACCUGUAAAUAUGAAGAAGGUUAAUGACUUCCCCACCUUUCCACAUUCCACUCAAAACUUCCAGAGUCCUAGGACAGUCCCUGAUUCAGAGAAGAGCUCUGGUGUCUCUUCGAUUGAUGAACUUGAAGACUUUGCCAUGGGUAGGUUCCAAAAUAAUGCUGAUGAACAAGCAGACAGUCUAUCUAGUGAAGAUGACAUAGAGACAAACUCAGCUGCUGCUGCUAUGAAGGAGGCCAUGGAUAGAGCUGAGGCAAAGUUCAAGCAUGCUAGGGAAGUAAGGGAGAGAGAAAUUGCGAGGGCUGCAAGAAGUAAGGAAUCGGUCCAGCAUGAUGCUCAAGAAAGGGAACUUAGGGAGAAGCAAGAGAGAUUAGAUCGUGAAAAAGAGAGAGAGGAGAAAGAAAGAGAACAAAGGAGAAUUGAGAGGGAGAGAGAGAGAGCUCGGGAGAUUGAAAUGGGGAAGGCCAGACAAGCCGUGGAGAGGGCUACCAGAGAAGCACGCGAGAGAGCAGGUGCUGAAGCUCGCCUAAAAGCUGAAAGGGCUCAAGCUGAAGCACGUGACCGUGCUACUGUUCAGAGGGCACAAGCUGAAGCUCGUGAAAGGGCAGCAAUUGAUGCAAGGGAACGAGCCGAAAGAGCAGUUGCAGAAGCCAGGGAGAGGGCAGCUGCAGAAGCACGGGAGAAGGAAGCACGAGAGCGAGCUGCUGUUGCAAGGGCUGAAGCCGAAGUACGGCUUAGAGCGGAAAGAGCAGCUGUUGAAAGGGCUGCUGCAGAGGCUCGAGAAAAUGCAGCAGCUGCGGCUGCUGCAAGAGAAAAUCAGCAAAAGAAUGAUAAUGAUGAUCUCGAGUCUUUCUUUGGUAAUAUGGGUGCUCGACCAAAAAGUGUACCAAGGCCAAGGCCUAACACAUCGGAUCCAUUUGAAACCCAAUUUCACAACAAGGGAGGGUCUGAAGGGCGUAGGACGUCUUCUGGAACUUCGACCAGCAUAAAGAAGGCAUCCUCCACGACAAAUAUUGUUGAUGACCUUAAUUUAAUUUUUGGAGGGGCACCCUCCCCAUCUGGGGACUUUCACGAAAUGGAUGGGGAGAGUGAGGAAAGACGGAAAGCCAGAUGGGAGCGUCACCAGAGGACUCAGGAGCGCGCGGCAAAAGCACUGGCUGAGAAGAAUCAGCGCGACCUUCAAACUCAGCAGGACCAAGCAGAAAGACAUAGGAUUGCUGAAACACUGGACAUUGAGAUUAAGCGUUGGGCUGCGGGGAAGGAAGGCAAUCUGCGUGCUCUGCUAUCAACAUUACAAUAUGUGCUUUGGCCUGAAUGCGGUUGGCAGCCUGUUUCUUUGACUGAUUUGAUAACUGCUGCCUCAGUUAAAAAGGUUUACAGAAAAGCUACUUUGUGUAUCCAUCCUGAUAAGGUGCAACAGAAAGGUGCUAAUCUUCAACAGAAAUGCAUUGCAGAGAAAGUAUUCGACCUUCUUAAGGAAGCAUGGAACAAAUUCAAUUCAGAGGAGCUUUUCUAAUUUCUCUGCUUAUUCUUUUGUUCUGAGAUGCUUCAUCCGGAAAUUGCUCGAGUUAUUGGGGCAAAAAUACAUGAGUGAUAUUAGUGGAGGUGUUGCUUCUUGCGACAAUCAUGUAUUUGUCUUGAUAUUUCUUUAUACCAUUUGUUAAACAGGUUUCCUUCCUGAACUGCCUAGGUGCCUGAAAGGUAGUCUUCUUGUUUGUUUUUGUUGCUGUAAAUUGAUGUUGUUCUCAGGGAAAAUACGGGCUUGAAUUCUAGGUGUAUUGGCUGGUUAUUGUAGAGUACUCAUGUCCUUGGCAGAUUGCAUCGGCUAUCCAUUUGAGUGAGAGUUAGUCCCGGUGUUAAUUCUUUUUUUGUGAGUACUUGAUUGAUUGAAUGGAAUACCAACAAAUUUAGUGUUAUAUUUGUAAUAUCAAAAUAGACUCAGGCAAAUUAUUUUUUCUUGAGUUGAGAAAUUGAAUGUGCAAUUCAGAUCCUUGGUCUAUGGUUUUAGUUUA